CCGAGUUUUUCCGUUCAAAUUUUCUCCUCGCAAGUUUUUCCCUCGAAAUGGUUAAUAGUUGACCGAGUCGCGUGGGUCGAUCUACUCUCGCUCGGAGAAGUCACAGUCAGCUCAGUGAUCGCAUGGUGAAAUCGAAUAAUUAUCUCGCGCGACAAACAAUCGGCUGCCGAUCUACAGUGACCGAGUGUCAACCGAGUGAUAGGAUACCGCGCGAAGGAGCCGAAUCUACGUACCAACGAAAAUGUUUGUGACGUUAUUGAGAAGACGGUGGUGGAUGACAGUGAGAAAUCAGCUGAUCGUUUAGGGGCGCCACGCUCUUGUGUCCCGCGCGCGCUUUCUAUCCAUCUCCUCUUCCUCCUCGCAUAUACACGGCAGCAACCACGCGGUCCGCCGCCAGUCUUUCGUUUUCCCGCCAACGAAACCUCCCUCCAAGUAUUCGCGCGUUUUCCUCAUCGAAUCAGUGCAGCACGGUUACGCUUUUCGUCGUCUCUGCAGCUCCUCGUCGUCGAUACCUCGUCGUUCUACCCUGUAUCAGUGCGAGAAAUAGUGCGAGAAGGAUCGGCCCUGCAGCAAAUGAAGCAAUUGCCCCGCCACUUUUCCAACAUGUAACGCGAUCCAUUUGUCAUCGGAAUCCAGUGUUAUGUGUCUUCUGUUUUUCUUAUCGUCGUGGCCAAUUUCGCGCGAGAAAUGCACCCUACACUUAGUUACCAGUCUUAGGUGUAACGUCGUCCACCGUGAAAAACGUGAAAAAAGAUCGAUCGGUCGGUAAAUAGAUCUCGUCCUGCAGUAUCGAUACUGCCACCGGCACAUCGAAACAAUCACGCGUGUCUGGUUCGAGCGACAGAAAGGAGUACGACGCCGUUCAACAUAGUGUCGAAAGGGAGAUAUUGUUGGCGAGACGUGCGUGGCCGCGUGCGUGCAUGGAAGAGAAAAACGAGGGCAGAACCUCGAGGUACAAAAGAAGACGAGACGGAGCAAGGUGGCUCCGCUAACGGCACGAGCGGCGGUCAGAAAAUGUCGAGCGCCGCGAACAGUCCUGAUGGGAUAGCUAUGCAGUCGCACUAUUCCUUACGAUGGAACAAUCAUCAGACGCACAUACUUCAGUCCUUCGAGGCGUUACUACACGCAGAAAUACUUGUCGACGUGACCCUGGUCUGCGCCGAGACCAGCCUCAGGGCGCAUAAGGUUGUGCUUAGUGCCUGCAGCCCAUUCUUCGAAAGGAUAUUUUCCGAGCACCCCUGCAAACAUCCGGUGAUCGUACUAAAGGACUUUCCCGGUCACGAAGUAGCGGCACUGAUCGACUUUAUGUACCGUGGCGAGGUGAGGGUCGGUCGCGAGGAACUCGCAGGACUGAUGAGAGCCGCGGAGAGUCUACAAGUGCGUGGAUUAGCUUCGUCGGAACCGAGGCUGACAUCACCGCCGGAAACGCCGACCGCCGAUCUGCUGCUUGGAGAGCCGCCGACACCCGAGGGCGCGAGACAGGAAACUCCAGAGGAGGAUGACAACAUUUCGGAAAGCAUGGCGCCGCCGUCCACCCGAGAGCCGGUGCCGGCAGCGACACCCGCCAUUUUUCACCCUAGCAGGGACCACCGCGAUAGGUUGCCGCACAUGGGCCAUCUGAACUUCGGGAUACGCGAGCCGCGAGAGAGUUGUGGAUCGCCGCUGUUACCUCGACGAAAACAGGCUCGGCCGCGAAGAAGAUCCAGCGAAUUGGUGCCGCAGGAUCUCAGUCGACCUCAUCCACCGUCGAGUCUUAGCCCGUUAGCGAGCGGAUUUAACUUCUCCAGCGUUAAUCAACAAUCGCAACACCACCAACACCAACAGCCCUUGAACUCGAGCAUGCAGAACCACCUACAACAGGAGGAUAUGGCGGAGAAUCUUUCGAUGAAGAGAUCGUUGUCGCCCAACGGAGCCGACCAUCACAACAUAAAAGCGGAGAGCAGCGAAGCGGCCAGUAGUCCGAGGGGAUCUCCUUUAACCGGCACGAGUCUGCUGCAUCCUGACGGUUCCAUCCAAGAUAUUCCGUCUGCUGCGGCAGCAGCGGCGGCCGCUGCCGCCGCGGCGGGCUUACCGACGAUGUCGGCCUUGUCGCUGACAUCGCCGCAUCAUCAAAGCGAGUACCUGACGAGUCUGGGUCAGUUAGCGGCCCAGUGGUUACCGAAUCAUCCGCAGACCCAAUUGCCGCCUCCACCUCAGGGUCAUCAUCCGCGGGAUGGCAGUCCACACGGCACUAAUCGGACGCAUUCGUAUCAACAACAACAACAGCAGCAACAUCAGCAGCAGCAACAACAACAACAACAGCAGCAGCAACAAGAAUCUCCGUUGACACCACGACGAAGUUCCGUCACGGCUAUGUUCCCGCUGGAUGGUGUCGCGUCUCUAGGUGGUGGACUGUUUCCGCACGCGGCUGCUCUCGACAGAGGAUCCCUUUUGGCGGAUCUUCACGAUAGCUUUAAACCGGAAACGUUGCACGGACUUUUUGGCGCAGCGGGUCUGAGCGGCCAUCAUUCGGGAAAAAAGCCAAAGAAACACAGGGGCGACAGUGACGCGGCGCGCAGAUGGCCAGACCCUAGCGGUCGAGGACUACCGAUAGGAAGGCCGAAAGGUCAGCACAGCGCACCCAGAGGCGGACCGCCACGGUCUUGGACGAACGCGGAGCUGACCGAGGCGUUGCAGCACGUUUGGAAUAAGAAGAUGACCACGUCGCAAGCAAGCAGAAUCUUCGGUAUACCGUACAACAGUCUAUUGAUGUACGUGCGAGGUAAAUACGGAAAAAGCUUGAAACUCGAACAAUUGAGAAGGGACUGCACGGGCUCGACAACUAGCGAAGUAGUAAUAAAUUCAUUAAACAACAAUGUUAAGGCCGUCCAGCCGCCGACGCAGAUGGCACAUCCGCUCGCCGGUCUACCACCGCACCCGGGCGACGACGGUGUAUUUCCUCAUCAUUCGUUGCUCAGCGCUAAUCUACCACAGGGUUUCUUUCCUGAUUUUGCAGCCGCCGCGUUCCCCGUUCCGGUUAGUAUGGUGCACUUACUUCCGCCAAGUGAACAAAAGGCCUUCGAACCGGCAGCGAAUCCCGCUGGUACGAGUGGGUGCGGGAACGGGAGCGGGAGCGCAAGCGGGAAUGGUAACGGCAACGCAAGCGGGAGUGCAAGCGCCAGCGCAAGCAGCAGCGCAAACGGAAACGGGAGCGGGGGUGGCGGUGGAGGCAACGGUAACACAGGCGGCGAUCUUAAUACUUCGAUCGCUAGCAGUCGAUCGCCAUCGCCGGUUGAUCAUAAUCGCCAUCAUCAUCAUCAUCUUCGUCAUCAUCAUUCCGAUUCGCUGCAGCCGCAACCGCCACAGUCGGCACCCACGCUACUUCAACAAAAUGGUUCGGAUUAGAAAAGAGAACGUUUUACGCGUAAUAUCGUAGCGCGGUCACACGCCGAUCGUCGUCUUCGUCGAAGGACCACGGACGCGUACACGUCCGAUUCAAACCGACCAUCCCUUUUAACGAUUUCUCGACACAUGCACACGUCAGACACGUCGAUACUUACAUAUAAACGAGCAGAACGAUAGGCCGCGUACCCCCGAUAUUCCCGCGAAAUUCUUCUCUUCUCGCAAGACUGACUACCACGCCGGGUUUAUAGCUGCCGGGGUGUAAGCUCGACGGACGUUCCACCUUACAAGGUCCACGCUUAUGACCCACCACCGCCCGUUCUUCUCAUUUUCUCCAUCUUUCUCUUCCGAUUUUCUUUCUCCGUCUUUCUCCGUCUUUCUCCGUCUUUCUCCGUCAUACUCCGUCAUACUCCGUUGACAAAAAUAUCAACGUUCAACUCCCUUUGUCCGUCGAUCGCGAAACGCCCGAAACUCGGUCGAGUGCGCCGACUAAAUUCUCUCGUAUCUUCUUCUUAGCUAAAUUAGCGACUCGUCCAGAGACAGCUCGAAAGAAGAAGAGUCAUCGACGGUGUCUUUUAUGGUGCUCGUUCCCCCGUUACGCGCUUGCUACGCGUCCUGACCAAAAAAUCUUCUACCCUUCGGUCGAUAAGAAACGCAACAAGGUGCUUGGAAAUGGAGACUUUGGCUGGUGGGCGAGACACACGACUCUCCUCGUAUCGUCGCUAUAAAUAGUUCCUGUUACAACAGCGAUCAUACCAAAUAAUAGUACUGUAAAACGGCUAAAGCAAAUGCAACGGCCGCCCUACGUGAAAUAGGAAAAAUCGUCGAAGAAUACUCCGUAUACUUGGCUGUUUCGACUUGCAGACUUCUCGUUGAGAAAGUGACGUACGCCAGUAAAAGAGAAAAAGAGUGAAACGGAGAGAGGGAGAGACGCACACGCGCUUACUUACUAUAAUACUUUGGAAACAUCCUGGUGGCCUGUGAUGUACACGAGUUAAGGUUUACAAGACUCGAACGAUAGUUUAAUACGCGGAUCGUUAACAUACCUGUUGCAAUUCGCGCUCGGAGGCAGCAAGCUGACGCGUUGAACGAUCGUUACUCGUUUGACAAUCAUACGCAAUAAUCCGAAACAUUGUCUUUUAAUUUUACGCCAAUCUCUAUUUUUCCGACGUAGUUGUAUAUCUCUUUUUAUCCGAAUCGACUCUAGCCACUCGACUUAUUAUCGGCCAUGCUUCCACGAUUAAAACGAAAUCAACCGACCAAUCACUUAAUACCUCGUAUCUCUGGAUCGUCUUGCUGCCGCCGUUGAAGCGCGUCGAAACGAGCUUCCAAUUGAUUACCAUUAUUUUACGCUACCUGCCCGAUGUUAACCGCGAAUAUAGUUCAGUUUGAUAUAACGAUAUUCGUUACGGAUAAACGUCACUUUCGUGCGAGCCGUUUGCGUCGGUCCUCGAUAGGGUUUCGAAAGCGAUAAAGAAACGUUCGCGACCACCGGAAUUAUGUGCAUUCGUAAAAUCACGUUACGAUCGCCAGAGUCUAGGGUGGAACGGGGUUUACGUAAUAAUCACGCGCAGGGUGGUGCGAGGUUGCCAAGAUUCUCUCUUUUUUCUCUUGCCACGCAAGAAGUAUCGCGGCCACGAGUUGUCCUAGUACACGCGCUACUCCCGCCAACAGCUGCGAUAUCCUCUACGGACAGACGUCUGCACAUUGAUCUGUAAAUACGUAACUGUACCCUCGAUCGUUAGCGACGCUUCGUUCACUUUUUUUCGCUUUGUUUUGUCGCGAUAAUUCUUCUUCAAAUCGAGAUUUCCCGACUCGAGAGAAACAACGCGCCACCUAAAGCACGCGGAUAUACACUCGAUGACCGGCCGAAUCGCCGGAAAGCUCGGCAAGUUAGCCAGAGGAAAAGACGAAGCCGCGCGUGUCCGUUCGAUCGUAAAUCUUGGUGAGCUCCUGGAAACGCGAACCUUGUUCGGCCAGUGCGAAACAAGGGGUGGAACGAACGAGUGGAAACGAGCAAAUGCAAAGAAACGAGAAACAAGGAAAGAGGAACAAAAUUCGUAUUCGAAGCAUGGAACAAACGACGAAAUUUUAAUCGUAGACCACAAUUUCGCAACAAUAUUUCGACAACCAGACGGAAGCGCAGGGUAACUAACACAUCAGGGAUAGCCACAGACAAAUCUACGAUAGAUAAAGAGAAAAAAAAGCUAACGUAUUAAACUGUAAAAGUAAUGAUAACGAAGAAACAAACAAAAAUUAACGUAAAGCUAUAAUACAUUUACGAUGAUUAUUUCGUUAAUGAAUCUUAAGAAAAUGAGAAAAAAAAGUAAAAAAAAAAAAAAAAUAGAUACGCAAAGAGAGGUGAGGAAACGGCAAGAAUAAAGAUGGUUAAUUCCGUUACGUGACACCUUGCUACACUUAGCGAGAGCGAGAUUAAAUAUAUUAUUAAAGAAUAACUUGUAAGUAUAAUGUAACGAUGGGAGAAAGCGUAUGGGUUCAACAAGGAGGUUAAGCAAAGAUAUUAAAGAAACCACAGGCUUUCAGCCCCGAAAUAGCCUGUACGAUACAAACUGAUAUUAUUAUUGAUUAUUAAUAUUAUAUAUACAUAUAUAUACACACACACAUAUAUAUAUUAUAUGUUAUAUAUUAUAUAUAUUAUAUAUGCAUAUACAUAUAUAUUAUAUAUACAUAUACAUAUAUAUCACGUAUAUAUGUAUAUAUAUAUACAUAUACAUAUAUAUACAGGGUGUUUCGAAAGAGUUUAUAACUGCUUCGACGGGUUAUACCGUGAGUUCAGCCUCCUCGUACAAUUGUAUUUUAUAGAAGUAACAAUAAUCACGAUAUUUUACCUUUUUAUUUAUGAAUAGUUAACAAUGGUAUGCCUAAAAGUUCGUAUUACGAUUUUUACUUUUACGCGUGUUUUAUCGAGGCCGUUUCUCAUGCUAGCAACGAACCAACAGAUAUCGUUAAAGUUACUCGGAUGAUUUACAUACGUAGAAAUUGGGCUGAUUACAGUUUAUCCUUAACGACUUUACCGGUAUCAAUGACGCGUAAAAAAGGGGUGAAAAGGCGGAGACAUACGAAGCGGUAUGACCACGUGGAAACUGGUUUUAACAAUUUUUUAUCCACUCUGUUAACGAGAAGAAGUGCGAGUAAGCCAAUGAAAUGCUAGCGAGAUAUCUAGGGAAUGAGUGCGAAAGCGAGAUGAAACAGCGAAGCAGAGAAGACAGAGGAUCUCUUCUCUGGGUCGCGAGUUGUAAGUGCGUAUAACGAUUAAAAGAGAAAGCAACAAGAAAGAAAGAAGAGGAAAGAAAAAAAAAAUCGGAAGAAAAAUGUGUGCGGCUGAUCGUGCGCGUGAUUAUUAGAGCGAUUGUGAAAAGAAAAAGUACGGACAUAGAAAUAUGUGAUAGGCACCAUGUGCACACUUCAGUAUUAUUUUACAGUUAAACGAGGGAAAAGAUCGUAAACACACGAAUUCCAUACGUUGUUGUCGGAUACUCUUCGAGCAAAGCUUACGGCUGUUUCGUUGUUCGUAUGCCUUUCAGGUAAAUUCGAACGGGUUCCGACCCGCUCCUGAUCGCGAAACAUAUUCCAUCGUGUCCCGAGCCCCAUACACAUAGAGCCGAGAUCGGCCACGGACGAUUCGCGAGUAACUUAUUUUGGGCAAAAGAAAACGUAACGAUCGGACAAGCGAAAAACGUGCAAGAUAUACGCGAAAGACGAUCAUCUCUGACAACGAGAAGUACGGUAGCGCGCGCGAAAGAGAGAGAAAGAGAGACUCGGAAGCUGCAUAAGAGGGACAUACGCGUUCAUACAGGCGGAUAUACGGACAUGUCUCGGGCUCACGACUCGCAUAUUCACACGUAUUCACACACGCGCGCGCUCACUCACUUGCUCGCUCACUCACUAACUCGCUCACUUACACAUCACACAUACGUACACACACAUACGUGCGCGCGCGUACGCGUACUCGCGUGAACGGUAUCGAGAAAAAUUGUCACAUUGUCACAUUGUCGCAUAGGGCGUAAGUAGAGAGGUGAAA
Molecule: messenger RNA, 7423 nt
Organism: Bombus terrestris (buff-tailed bumblebee)
Lineage: Eukaryota; Metazoa; Arthropoda; Insecta; Hymenoptera; Apidae
Gene: lov
Product: protein jim lovell
Exons: 3
Coding region: 1015-3384 (789 amino acids)
Biological process (GO): regulation of transcription by RNA polymerase II
Cellular component (GO): nucleus
Molecular function (GO): DNA binding; protein binding
Source: RefSeq, a predicted model, not a curated record